This is a messenger RNA of Camellia sinensis, 1433 nucleotides long. Lineage: Eukaryota; Viridiplantae; Streptophyta; Magnoliopsida; Ericales; Theaceae. The record is from RefSeq and is a predicted model, not a curated record.
AAAGUUUCCUAUACAUGGUUGACUGAGUGAGAGGCGCAGUGAGUGUGUGGCUGAGUGAGUGGUUCCUUAGGGUUUUGCACACCCAUUCCUACUUCCCAAAAACUCUCUCUCUCAUCAUCAUCGUCCAGACUCUCCAAUCCAUUCACAAUCUGAUCGUUUCACAGGGCUUUUCCUCAGGUGGAUCUGUGUGACCUGGAUUAGAUGGAGCAGUACGAAAAAGUUGAGAAGAUUGGUGAAGGAACCUAUGGUGUGGUCUAUAAGGCUCGGGACCGAGUGACCAAUGAAACUAUAGCUUUAAAGAAGAUUCGUUUGGAGCAGGAAGAUGAGGGUGUACCAAGCACGGCAAUUAGAGAAAUUUCUCUAUUGAAAGAGAUGAAGCAUGGAAAUGUUGUCAGGUUACAGGAUGUAGUGCACAGUGAGAAGCGUUUGUAUCUGGUUUUUGAGUAUCUGGACUUGGAUUUGAAGAAACACAUGGAUUCAUGUCCGGAGUUCUCUAAGGAUCCACGUCUGAUAAAAAUGUUCCUGUAUCAAAUUCUUCGUGGUAUUGCUUAUUGUCACUCCCAUAGAGUUCUGCAUCGAGAUCUGAAACCUCAGAAUCUGCUGAUAGAUCGCCGUACAAAUGCUUUAAAGCUUGCAGAUUUUGGAUUGGCCAGAGCAUUUGGUAUUCCCGUCAGGACAUUUACACAUGAGGUGGUGACUCUAUGGUACAGGGCACCAGAAAUACUCCUUGGAUCCCGCCACUAUUCGACUCCUGUGGAUGUGUGGUCAGUGGGUUGUAUAUUUGCUGAAAUGGUGAAUCAGCGGCCAUUGUUUCCUGGGGACUCUGAGAUUGAUGAACUAUUCAAAAUCUUCAGAAUCUUGGGUACUCCAAAUGAGGAUACGUGGCCUGGAGUGACUUCUUUGGCUGAUUUUAAAUCUGCCUUUCCAAAAUGGCCUUCUAAGGACCUGGCCACUGUGGUCCCAAAUCUUGACUCAGCUGGCAUUGAUCUUCUUAGUAAAAUGCUCUGUCUGGAUCCAAGCAGAAGAAUUACAGCUAGAAGUGCCCUUGAACAUGAAUACUUCAAGGAUAUUGGGUUUGUACCUUGAUUCCCUGUGCCUAUCUUCCUGGCUGCAAAAGUGUAUAUCAAUAUAUAGCAUUUCAUGGGUUCAUUUUUUCCAUUUUGUUUUGUUUUUUUCUUUUUGUGAGAGUGCGGUUUGUUUUUCACUGCUUAUUUCCCCCCUUUCAAUUCAAAUUACAUUGAAGUGGUUAUUGGCGCAGCCGUAGUGGAAGUGUCUAGUGUUUGUUCUCAGAAUUUCACCCCCCAAUUUCUUUGUCUUAAAGAUAGGUAUUGGUGUUAAGGUUUUUAAUCUCUUUGUAACAUCAUGCUUUGUGAAAGACAUAAUGGUUUCUAUCCCCCUUGUAUGAAAAACUUUGGUUUGCCUUUUAUUUGCUC